This is a messenger RNA of Strongylocentrotus purpuratus (purple sea urchin), 1271 nucleotides long. RefSeq lists its product as uncharacterized. The record is from RefSeq and is a predicted model, not a curated record. NCBI's taxonomy places the organism in Eukaryota, Metazoa, Echinodermata, Echinoidea, Camarodonta, Strongylocentrotidae. Gene Ontology annotation, molecular function: nucleic acid binding.
UUUAUGCAAGGCUAUCAUUUCCGACCGAUCGACGUCAUGUCAACCAUCUUGCUUUCAUAACAAAGCUUUAACAAUUUUGUAUGUUUUAUCAGAAAAGAUGGCACUAGAUAAAAAUUACUACUUGUACAGCACGAGAAGAGAUACUUUGGAUUCUGAAGAUGAUUCUGCUCUAAUUUCCAGAGCCAGAGAUGUAAUAAGCAGAGCAUCAGGUCAAAAUAUGCCCGCGAUACCAGGGACGCUUGAACAUCAGCGACUCCUUACAGCAGCAGGGAAUUGGGGAGUGGAGAAUGCAGUGUAUGCAUCAGCAGCGGCAGCUGAAGCUAGUAUGGUUCAACGACUAGAUGCUGCAAUUUACAAUGAAGUUCCAGGCGACUAUAGUGAAGAGAAGAAAGGUCGAAGAAAGGACAGACGGAGGGACAGAAGGAGAGACCGUGAUGAGCGAAAACAGCUAUCAGACAGGCCAUGUAGGACUAUCCUUAUCAAGCAUCUCCCUGCUGAAGUUGAUGAAACAUAUCUGCGAGGGAUACUUCAGCUGUUUGGUGCCCACAUCCAGGACGUCAGACUGGUCAAACACAAAGAUUCAGGUGAGACACAGAAGCCCCACACCAUUUCAUAAAAAAUGGUUGGCCAGACUUCAUGGAGUAAUAGGUUUGAAAGCUGGACAGUGCACUGGUCAAGGGCUGUAACAUAGGCACGUUCUGAUUAUGGCAGAUGCACUGCAUGCAAUGCCAAAUGAGAGAGGAACAAUGUUUUUUUUAAACUUCUGAAACAAAACACUGAUGAAGGAAUCGUUGUGUACACAUUUUUCAUCUUUUGCUCACCUGGGCAUUUAUGUUAUGUGUAUUAACCAGCUUUAUCUUCACAGGGUUCAAAGAUGAGCACAGGUAAGUUUAUGAUUAAGGCCUUCGCUAGGUCAAUGUUGGAUAUGAACUUAGAUUAAAAGUGUAUUCAAAUUAGAAUAAGAUAUAGUAUGACACAUUCAGCUUUUGGGUGCCACCAUUGUUACUCUGUGGUGGUAUCUGUAUGUGUGCUCCAGAUAUAGUGUCAUUGUCAUUUCAUCAAAAUAGUCAACUAGCAAGGUUGAAAAUUAAGAAUAGAAUAUCAUUUGUGUUAUUGCAAGGUUAUUUACUUUGCUAAUUUUGACAUUCAGAGUUUAAUGAACACCACUUCUCUGUAUUUAGUAGUAUUAAUUUGAUUGAAUAGGUGGAAAUUAAAGUUACGUUGGAAUAUGUGUUUGCAUUAAUAGCCAUUCUUCCUUGCAGUAAAUUUUG